CCAUUGUGCUGAGGCGGCAGGAGGAGGAGGCGGAGGAGAAGCCGCAAGAUGCCGUUCAGCUGCGUCUUUUCCAGCCAGAAGGUCUACAGCAAACUGAGCGAUGUCACCCUCAAGUACGAGAUUGGCCAGCUCAUCAAAUCAGAGGAAUACUGCGAGAUCUACCGGGCGAAGGACAAGUCGACGGGAAAGGUCUACGCCUGCAAGAAGUUCAUAAAGAAGGACGGACGCAGAGUUCGCAAGAUCGCCAACAACGAGAUCACAAUCCUCAAGAUGGUCAAGCACACCAACAUCCUGCAGAUGGUCGAGGCUUUUGAGACUCGCAAGGAGCACUACGUGUUUCUGGAACUGGCGACAGGCCGGGAGGUGUUCGACUGGAUCCUGGACCAGGGCUACUACUCGGAGAAGGACGCCAGCCUGGUCAUCAAGCAGGUGCUGGAGGCCGUGGCCUACCUGCACUCGCUGGGCAUCGUCCAUCGCAACCUCAAGCUCGAGAACAUCGUCUACUACAACCGCCUGAAGCACUCCAAGAUCGUCAUCAGCGACUUCCACCUGGCACGCGCGGAGGACGGCCUCAUCAAGGAGCCCUGCGGCACGCCCGAGUACCUGGCUCCGGAGAUGGUGGGGAGGCAGCGGUACGGGCGGCCUGUGGACCUGUGGGCGACCGGCGUCGUCAUUUACAUCCUACUCUCGGGGAACCCACCCUUCUACGAUGACCAGGACGAGGAAGACUACGAAAACCACGACAAGAACCUCUUUCGGAAGAUCCUAAGCGCCGAGUUCGAGUUCGACUCCCCGUACUGGGACGACAUCUCCGAUGCCGCCAAGGAGCUGGUGACGAGGCUCAUGGACGUGGACCAGAACACGCGCAUCACUGCGCAGGAGGCCAUCGCCCACCCGUGGGUGUCCGGAAAUGCGGCAUCGGACAAGAACAUCAAGGAUGGCGUCUGCGCUCAGAUCGAGAAGAACUUUGCGAAGACCAAGUGGAAGAAGGCGGUGCGCGUCACGGCCAUGAUGAAGCACCUGCGGACGACGCAGCACUCGGCGCCUCCGUCUCCCGCGGCGGCGAUGGGCGGCCCACCGGGCGCCACGGAGGCCGCCGCCACCGCCGCGUCCCCGCCGACGCCGACGAGGGGCCUGGCGGUGGCGGCGGCGUUGUCGUCGCGCCCCGGCGGGCAGCCGUCGCCGUACUCGGCCGGUCCGCGAGCUGCCGCGCCCGCCGAGGGUGAAGCUGAAGCGGCGGUUGCGGCUGUGCCGGAAAAUUCGAUCGUCAUUUGCGUUCACGCGAGCGAUGGCGACGGAGCGGACGAGGCAGGGAACGAGUUGCGGUCCGAGAUGUAG
Messenger RNA from Lethenteron reissneri (Far Eastern brook lamprey), 1338 nucleotides. RefSeq names its product caM kinase-like vesicle-associated protein. The record is from RefSeq and is a predicted model, not a curated record. Lineage: Eukaryota; Metazoa; Chordata; Hyperoartia; Petromyzontiformes; Petromyzontidae. Gene Ontology annotation, biological process: protein phosphorylation. Gene Ontology annotation, molecular function: protein kinase activity; ATP binding.